UCGAAUCCUGGGCCCAUGCCACCCUCCUGGGAAGCGCCACCCUGGGCCAAUCAGAGCGGAGCACGUGAGCUGGAGUUCGUGCUGCUGGGUUUUGCACACGUGCCCUCACUACGCCCGAUGCUUGCAGCGCUCUUCCUGGCAGCCUUCCUGCUCACAAUGUCAGGGAACUCGCUCAUCAUCUUGCUCACCAGCCUGGACUUCGGCCUCCGCACGCCCAUGUACUUCUUCCUGCGCCAGCUGGCGCUGGUAGAGAUCUGCUUCUCACUGGACGUGGCACCCCGCCUGCUGGUGACCCUGCUGCAGCCUGGACGUGGGGUGUCCCCCACGAGCUGUGCCCUGCAGCUGCUCCUUGUGCUGUCCUGUGUCACAUCUGAGUGCUUCCUUCUAACAGUCAUGGCCUGGGAUCGCUUUCUGGCCAUCUGCAGGCCACUGCACUACGGUGCCAUCAUGAGCCCGCAGCUGUGCUACCUGCUAGCUACUACCUGCUGGCUGGCGGGAAUCCCUGUCGCACUCGUCUUCACCAUCUGGCUCUUUAACUUCCCCUUCUGUGGGCCACGUGGCAUCCGACACUUCUUUUGUGACAUAGCACCUCUGCUGAGCCUGGUUUGUGCAGACACCAGAGUUUUCGAGGCCAAUGUGUUUGUGGCCACCGUCCUCGUCAUCAUGGUUCCCUUCUGUCUCAUAGCCACAUCCUAUGUGAUGAUUCUGGUUGCUGUCCUUAGGAUGCCAUCGGCCUCUGGGCGCCACAAGGCCCUGUCCACCUGUGCCUCCCAUCUCAUAGUGGUAAUUCUGUUUUAUGGCACAACAGGGGUCAUCCACUUGCGCCCCAAGGCCAGCUACUCUCCAGAGAGCAAGCAAGUGGUGUCCCUGUCAUACACCAUGGUGACCCCUAUGCUCAACCCCCUCAUCUACAGCCUGCGGAACAAGGAGGUCAAGGCUGCCUUUGGGCGUGUAUGCUGUGGACGCUAAGAGUCUAGACUCCGUGAAUGAACUCUCUCCUCUGCCAGCUUUGAGAGUCAGGUAAUUAUUGAGGCCCACUUC
Molecule: messenger RNA, 1041 nt
Organism: Mus caroli (Ryukyu mouse)
Lineage: Eukaryota; Metazoa; Chordata; Mammalia; Rodentia; Muridae
Product: olfactory receptor 10A7-like
Biological process (GO): G protein-coupled receptor signaling pathway
Cellular component (GO): membrane
Molecular function (GO): olfactory receptor activity; G protein-coupled receptor activity
Source: RefSeq, a predicted model, not a curated record